Ictidomys tridecemlineatus (thirteen-lined ground squirrel) is the source of this 1002-nucleotide messenger RNA. The record is from RefSeq and is a predicted model, not a curated record. Lineage: Eukaryota; Metazoa; Chordata; Mammalia; Rodentia; Sciuridae.
AUGGGAAUUCACACUGGAGAGAAACUUUAUGAAUGCUUUGAGUUUGCAAAAGCCUUCAGUCAGAAGAUAGCCCUCACAGCACACCCGAGAACUCAUUCAGGAGAAAAACCCUAUGAAUGCAGUGGAUGUGGGAAAGCCUUUAUCCAGAAGGCAACUUUUAUUAAACAUGAGCAAACUCACAUGGGAAAGAGACCAUUUGUAUAUGGUGAAUGUGCAGAAGCCUUUAAGAGUUCUUAUCAUCUUAUUAGACAUGAAAGAACACAUAUUAGACAAGCUGCUAAGUCAAGCAUUAUACAUCAAAUGUCUCACACAGAUGAGAAACCUAAGUGCAGUAAGUAUAGGAAAACCUUUGAUGAGAAGCUCAUCACCAUUAAACAUCAGAAAACUAACAGAAAAGAGAAACCUUGUGAGUGCAGUAGAUGUGGGAAAAACUUCAAGAGAAAGUCACACCUCUCUGUUCAUCAGAAAAUUCACACAAAAGAAAAACCCUAUCAAUGCAGCACAUAUAGGAAGACUGUUAGUGCAAAAUCACAUCUGUUUGGCCAUCAUUGAAAUCAUACAGGAGGGAAACCCUACAAAUGAAGAAGAUGUGGGAAAGCUUUCAGUGAGAGGCAACCUAUUGUCUAUUAGAGAAUUCAUACAGGAGAGAAACCCUAUAAAUGCAAUGAAUGUGGGAAAUUCUGUGAGAAGUCACCACUGAUUAAACAACAGAGAAUUCAUAUAGGAGAGAGACUCUAUGAAUGCAGUGACUUUGGGAAAGACAUCAGUAGGAAGUCGACUGUCAUUAGAUGUCAGGAGAUUUAUACAGGAGGAAAACCCUACAAAUGUAGGGAAUGUGAGAAAGCCUUCCAUGUGAAAUCAAUUCUCCUUGCCUAUCACAGAACUCACAUGGGUGAGAAACCUUUUGAAUACAGAGACUGUGGGAAAGCCUUCAGUAGGAAGUCAACCCUGAAUAAACAUCAGGUAAGUCACACAGGAGAGAGAAUGUACAAAUAUUCUUGA